CUCUCUCUCUCUCUCUCUCUCUCUCUCUCUCUCUCUCUGGCAUUUUUUCAACAGUUUUCAUUUGUUUAUUUUCUCUUGGCCCAUUCACAUCUCAGUGCUAACUAAGAAAUAUUCACUUGUUUAUUUCCCCUCGCCCAUUCAAGUAUCAAUGCUAACUUUACUAUUCAUUUAUUUAUUUAUCUAUUUUCCCUCGGCCAUUCACGUCUAAAUUCUAAGUAAUCUGCACUAUUUUACCCCUCACUAACGUCCCUGAACAUUACAGCAUGAUUUUUCCCUUUAUUUUAGUGCUAGACAGACAUCAGUACUAAUAUAUGAUCUUCAUCUUUGUUUCGGCCGAGCGUCCUACAAGGGUGGCAGUCAGUCAGUCACGGAGCGGUCACUCACGGUCGCUCACAUUGUCUCCGUGGUGGUGAUGUAGAUUAGAGCCGAACCCGAAGUCUCCGUAUCAAGAUGGCGGCCGCCGUGGUGAACAACGUCGGGGAAAAAAGCGAAGAUAAACAUAGCCAUGGAGAGGAAGAUGAACCGGAGAGACUGGACCAGCUAGGGGACGGGACGGCGCCUGAGGAAGCCAAGAAGAAGAAAAAGAAGAAGAAGAAGAAGAAGGCAGCCGGUGGAGUGAGUUCAGUCAAUGUUCCUGAUGGUGAUGCAGAUGAAGGGGCCACUCACCAGAAUGGCAUCACUGCAGCCCUGGACGAUACUCACCUGGACGGCCAAGAGGAGGACGAGGAGGUUGAGGGUGAAGGCGGUGCCAGCAAGAAGAAGAAGAGAAACAAGAAGAAGAAGAAGGGAGGAGCAGGAGGAGGAGGAGGAGGAGGAGGAAAGGGGGAACUCAAGCAGACUGACCCCCCCACCAUCCCGAUUGUGGAUCUAUUUCCUGAUGGCAACCUUCCCGAGGGUGAGAUCUGCGAGUACAAGCUGAACCAGGACGGCCGGACAGCUCUCAACCGCAUGACGUCGGCAGAGAAGAGGGCCCUGGAGACUUCCUACGAGGACAUGUACAGGGAGAUCAGAAUUGGGGCCGAAGUUCACCGCACGACUCGCCAGUACUUCCAGCGCAACGUGAAGCCUGGAAUGAGUAUGCUGGAAAUUUGCAACAUGAUCGAAGACACAAACCGGAAAUUGAUCAAAGAAAACGGUUUGGAGGCUGGUCUGGCGUUCCCUACUGGCUGUUCGCUAAACCACUGUGCUGCCCACUACACGCCGAACGCCGGAGACACAACCGUCUUGUCCUACGAUGACGUGUGCAAGAUAGACUAUGGUGUGCAUGUUAAUGGUCGCGUCAUUGACUGUGCCUUCACCCUGACCUUUGACCCCAAGUACGACAAGCUGGUGGAGGCUGUGAGGGCGGCCACAAACACAGGAAUAAAGGAGUCUGGAAUUGAUGCCAGGCUGUGCGACAUUGGUGAGGCUAUUCAAGAGACCAUGGAGAGUUAUGAGGUCACCCUGGGGGGCAAGACUUACCAGGUCAAGUGCAUUAGGAACCUUAACGGACACUCUAUCGCCCCUUACCGUAUCCACGCUGGCAAGACUGUCCCCAUCGUGAAGGGUGGCGAGGCAGAGGUCAUGGAAGAGAAUGAAGUUUAUGCCAUUGAAACGUUUGGGUCAACGGGUCGAGGUCACGUCCACGAUGACAUGGAGACCUCCCACUACAUGAAGAAUUACGAUGUGGGCCACGUGCCGCUAAGGCUGACCAAAUCGAAACAUCUUCUUAAUGUCAUCAACAACAACUUUGGCACUCUCGCUUUCUGUCGACGCUGGCUGGACCGUCUGGGGGAGAGCAAGUACCUGAUGGCUCUAAAGGACUUGUGUGAGAAGGGCAUAGUUGACCCCUAUCCCCUGUGUGACAUCCGUGGCUGCUACACCGCCCAGUUUGAACACACCAUUGUCCUCCGCCCGACUUGCAAGGAGGUGGUGACUCGCGGUGAUGACUACUAGGUUGCUGGAACUAGCCAAGGUGGUGGUGGUGGUGGUGGUGGUGGUGACGAGUAUUGACUGGUUUUGUUUGAGUUCCCCCUUUUUAUUUUUGUUUUGAGGUCGUUUUCUUUGGUGUUCUUACGUUUUCUUCGAUUUUUUUUCCUGGUUUAUUUGAGUUUUUGUUUUAUUUUUUUGGUUUCUUUGUUUUUUUUUCGCUUUUUUGAGUUUUUGAUUUUUAUUUAUUUUUUUUAACUCGUUUUCUUUGGUGUUUUUUACGUUUUUUUUUUUUUUUAUAUAUUGAAUUUCUUUACCUUUUUCAAACCAUUUAUCUUUUCUUUACACUUAAAUGAAUACAAUUAUAUUUCUCCUUUCCAUUAUUAUUAUUAUUAUUAUUAUUAUUAUUAUUAUUAUUAUUAUUAUUAUUAUUAUUAUUACUACUACUAUUAUUAUUAUUACUAUGACUUAGCCCAAAAAGUAGCCCAAAAAUGCACUUCUAGCCCAAAUAUUUCGCCUAAUGCAUCGCUAUAGAGAAGAUUCAAGCCACACCUUGCUCAAAUUCUUAACUUUCGUACCUUGUUUAUAUAGAUAUCGUACUUUCUCUCUCUCUCUCUCUCUCUCUCUCUCUCUCUCUCUCUCUCUCUCUCUCUCUCUCUCUCUCUCUCUCUCUCUCUCUCUCUCUCUCUCUCUCUCUCUUUGUGACAAUAAUCUCCUAACUAUAUUUCAAGUUUAAUAAUAGCUAGGGUACUAAUAUUCAAGCUAUUAACUCGUUUAUUAAUAGCUUAGUACUUAUUUUCCAGCUACUAAAAUUUCAUCUUUUUUUUUUUUUUAAGCUAGUAAUCUUCAUAUGAUAUUUAUUCAAUAGCUAGGUACUUAUAUUCCAGCUUUUAAUCUUUAUCAUGUCCAUUUAAUUGCUAGGUACAUAUUUUCCAGUUACUCGAUGUUUAUUCUCGAUUAAAACUAACUGUGGAUUUAUUUUUUAAACUGGACUUCUUUUUUUAUGUUUAUUUGCUUCCUGGGUACUUAUUUUCCAGAUAUUUACUCAUUAUAUUUAGUCAACGUAUGAGAAAUUUUUAAACGAAAUUCGUAUUUUUUUGUGGGUGAAUAGCUGGGUAUUUAUUUUCCAGCUAUUUACUCUUUAUCUCUAGUAAUAGCUAAGAUUUUUUUUUUUUCAAUAGCUGAGUAUUUAUUUUUCAGCUAUUUACUUUGUCAUCUUUAUUAAUAGUUGAGAUUAUUAUUUUUUUUUUCUCAAACUAGAAUUCGUAUUUUGAUUUUAUUUAACAGCUGGGUAUUUAUUUUCCAGCCAUUUACUCUUUCUGUCAUCUGUACUAAUAGCUGAGAUUCAUUUUAUUAUUAUUUAUUUAUUUUAUUUAUUUACUUUUUUUUUUUCAUAUCUCCAACUCACUUAGACGUUUGUGUAAGAACCAGUGACAUAUUUUCCACCUAUGAACCUUAUCGCACCUAUUAUAAUCAAGUUUUGCUGGGGACUUAUUUUCCAACCCUGUACAUGGCGUUUACUUGAUGGCUGGGCUGUGUUUAGUAGUGAAUUUUCUAUGAUGAUUCUUGACCAGCUGUGUUUUGCAAGCCAGGAGGAGGAGGAGGAGGAGGAGGAGGAGAGGAAGGAGGAGGAGGAAGAGGAAGAAGAAGAAGGAGGAGGAGGAGGAGGAGAAGGCUUGGCUGUUUACUGAAUUACUGAGACAACUAUUAAUAAACUAUGCUAGCUAGAUUAGAAUUUCGGUCUCUUGCUAGCUUAACUAUUUUAAUUAUUUAUUUUAUUUUAUUUUCAUGUACGAGGAAAAAAAAAAGGUAAAUUAAUUGCUAGUAACUAAUUGGAGGAGAGAAACGAAGGAAUUUGAGGGAAAAAUGUGUGUGUGUGUGUGUGUGUGUGUGUUUCUUGGCACACACACACACACACACACACACACAAUGGUAUACAAUUUAGCCUAUUGUUUUUUUUUUUUUUUUUUUUUUUUUUUUGUUAUUUAUUUGUUUGUUUAUUUUAAUGUGGGCGUUUUUUUUUUUGAGUGAUUCUGAAAUUGAGUAUUAUUAUUAUUGUUAUUAUUAUUAUUUUUUGUUUAUUUAUUUAUUUUUUUAAGAUUUACAAUUUUUUUUAGUGUUUUGAAGUUCCGAGAGAUUUUUUUUUAUUUAUUUGUUUAUUUAUUUAUUUAUUUAUUUGUUAUUAAAAAGUGUCAAUUUACGAAAGGCUUCAAAAAAACACACCAACAUUUACGAAAUCAUUACAAAAAAUGCCUCUUUUACUUAAAAUAUAUAAAAACCAUAUAUAUAUUUCCUCAAUUACAAACAAACACAACUACAAAAUGUGUCAGAAUACAUAACGCCAUAGAAAAAAAUAAAUAGAAAGUAGAAAUAGAUUGAAAAAAAAUAAAUAAAUAAAACAAACAAACAUUUCACAUCUCUUGACUUACAAAAAGAUGUGUUGUUUGUCAAAGUAUUGCUUUUUGUGUUGUAUUAAUUGUAUUGUUAUUAUUAUUAUUACUACUGCGCCGAGUUUGGUCUCAAGGCAGCAACUGAUCUGCUGCCCCUAACUGCUGAAUUUUUUGAAUAAAGCAUCCAUGAGAAA
This is a messenger RNA of Scylla paramamosain (green mud crab), 4492 nucleotides long. It is a transcript of the gene und, whose product is annotated as methionine aminopeptidase 2-like. Gene Ontology annotation, biological process: proteolysis. NCBI's taxonomy places the organism in Eukaryota, Metazoa, Arthropoda, Malacostraca, Decapoda, Portunidae. Gene Ontology annotation, cellular component: cytoplasm. Gene Ontology annotation, molecular function: metalloaminopeptidase activity. The record is from RefSeq and is a predicted model, not a curated record.